Messenger RNA from Cydia pomonella (codling moth), 2485 nucleotides. It is a transcript of the gene Ptp-h, whose product is annotated as RNA/RNP complex-1-interacting phosphatase. Gene Ontology annotation, biological process: dephosphorylation. Gene Ontology annotation, molecular function: polynucleotide 5'-phosphatase activity; protein tyrosine/serine/threonine phosphatase activity. NCBI's taxonomy places the organism in Eukaryota, Metazoa, Arthropoda, Insecta, Lepidoptera, Tortricidae. The transcript has 8 exons. Bases 74 to 1075 code for a protein of 333 amino acids. The record is from RefSeq and is a predicted model, not a curated record.
GCAAUCAUUCUUCAAACCAUUUUUCCAUAACGUUACAGUUAAAAGCAGUGGUAUUAGCACGACGUCGGUGAAGAUGAGUAAAAGUAUUCCAGAUCGGUGGAUACCGUACAAAGCAUGUGGAAAAGUAAUAGAAGGAACAAGGAUUGUUUGCUUCAAAGUUCCUCUCAGGAAGGGUGUCCAGGAACACAAUAAGGCUAUAAAAGAAAUAUGGGACAUCAAAACGCUCCUGAAUAAAUUUCCAAAUUUGGGAGCGGUUGUGGACCUAACCAACACGGCGCGCUAUUAUAAUCCAGGGGAGCUGCGAGAAGCCGGCGUUCUGCACAAGAAAAUUUUAAUGCCUGGCAGAGUAAUACCGCCCGAGAACAAAGUGAUACAAUUUAUGGAUACCAUUGACGAAUUCUUGGGAAAAGACUGCGACAUCCUGAUCGGCGUACACUGCACACAUGGGCUCAAUAGGACAGGCUACAUGGUGUGUCGGUAUAUGCGCGAUCGUCUCGGGAUACAGGCCGACGAUGCCAUCAGCAGGUUUGAAAAGGCCAGAGGUUACAAGAUCGAACGUGAAAACUACGUAGCAGAUCUUUUGGGAAAGAUGGCGCCUCCUCCUGAUGUCGGCAAGCAAAAUACUAUGAUAAAACCGAUCAACGACCAUGAUCAAGAGGACGACGUCUCCAAACCCAGACAUAAUAAACGAUGGGGAUUCAACAAUCGGUCUGGUCAUGAUAAUUGGCGGAAACGGGACAAUCAAGAUGGCGGUUCGGGAUAUGGCAAUCGAUGGAGCAAUGACAACCAGUCGAAGGAUGUCAAUAGCUCAGGACGUGAUAAUGAAUCGGGAUAUACUAAUCGGUCGGGAUCUGGUAAUCAGUAUGAUAAACGAUCUCUACAAUACAGGUCGCCUCUAGAUCAAUGUGACGAUAUGGAGCAUCAAGACCAAGAAGAAUAUAAUGAGUACAGAAAAAGAUUUAAAUAUAACCCUUACAGUCGUAAUCGAAACAGAAACAACAGUAAUGAUACUCCUACCUCAGGCAGGAGUAGUAGCAAAUGGGAUAUGUCGGGGGCGUCUCAUAGACCUCGUUAGAUGAAUAUAUAAGCAGUAUAAAGUUUGACGGCUAGGAGACUACGGUUUACAUAUUUUGACGCACGGUUAUUGUGACCAGUCAUAAAUAUAAAACAAUGUCAAACAAAAUAACAAUGGCAUUAAUUUAAAAUUGCCAACCUAAAUAAUGGAAGCGUGCACGAUGGCAGCGCCGCUUAGCGUUCGCAACUACUGGGGAGCUGUCAAAUAAUGAGCUCAACAAAAUAAAAAAUAUUUCUUAAAAUUUUUUACUAUAAUACAGUUACCAAUGUGCGGAAUCUUUUCGUUUUUAAUGUUAAACACACUUGACUUUUGCUUUACUCAAAAUAGUCAGAAUCUGUGUAUUUUAUAUUAUUCGGGUAAUUUUCUUCGUCGUUGUUUCGUUACAAAUUCAAUGAAAAAUGUAUGUUUCAUUAUGUUUUGAUGGCCCACUUCGUGAUCCUCUUCCUGGGGAUGCAUAUGAUGCUUUCAAGUAUAAAAGUUUUGCCCUUCUUCACAGGUUUUAAUCAACUCAUUUUAUGUUAAAACAUAUGUUCUUUCGCUUUUCACAAUGUUUGUUGUGACAGACGACAGACAACUCUGCGUACCAAAAGUAUGUUUCUGACGGGCUUUCAGUAACUGUCAUUAUAACUAAUAUUACAAUUACCUAAUGUUGGUACACUGUAUUAGCCAUACUAUUUUAUUAACAUCCAAGCAAAACUCUGCGUUGACAUAGACUAGAUAAAAUGUUUAGCCGUUACGUUGGUAAGCCUGGAAUAAUACUAUAUGAUAUAAAAGCCUAAUUUCUAGCUCGCUGUUGGAAAUAUAUAAACUUUACUAUUACUGUUUCGUUUACCAUUUAUCAGCUAUCGUUAUUUUUAUCGUAAAUAUGAUUUUAAAGCAAAAAACGUGAACAAAAUAACGGAAUAGUAUGGGAAUUGACAGAACCACACGUAGCAUUUUAGCCAUAUUUGGCCACAACCCGCUUUGCACGCUUCCAAUAAGUAAGGCAUAUGUUCCCAACAAAAUGCAUAAUAAAUUUACAUGUUUGUUUAAUUAAAUAAUCAGCUGCUGGACGGUAUUUUUUUUACAUACAAAAUUUAUAGAUAAUUUUUGAAUUAAUUAUUUGAUUAACAUAAGUGCGCAUAGUUUAUCAAAUCAGUAGGUGCCCAAAAUAUAAGGAACGGGGUGCGCCUUUUUCAAUGAAUUAUAUUGUACCUACCCAAUCUACCUAUCUGUUCGAUUUUAUUUUACUCGUAUGUCACCGUUCAGACUCACUGCUUAUAAGUUCGGUAACUUGAAUGUGAAUGUGUUCAUCAGACUCAUUGCUUAGUUUGUUAACUUGAAAACCCAUUUAUGCUAAUUUAAUCAUUAAAAGUAUUUUGCUUAUUUACCGAAAAAUAAACCUUUUUGAUGAAUAAAAUGCUAGUACUA